Molecule: messenger RNA, 3486 nt
Organism: Lottia gigantea (owl limpet)
Lineage: Eukaryota; Metazoa; Mollusca; Gastropoda; Lottiidae
Exons: 6
Coding region: 273-2594 (773 amino acids)
Source: RefSeq, a predicted model, not a curated record
AAAGUGUAGCGUUGUUUGUUUCUAGCAAAUUGUUCCUCAAUUUCACGUUUGACCCAAAAGAUGUCCGCAGAGGUUGUGGUUUUCUGAAGAUUGAUUUUAAACAAGCAGAUUUUUUCCUAAAGAUUUUCCAACCAUUCUUUAUGAAAUUUUGAAGUUAAUUCCACCAUUUUGAGUUUUUAACGAAACAUUUUUUAUUACAAACUAUAGCCCUCAGCUGGGUACAAAUUUUCAAUAAAAGUAAAUAAAAAAGGUUGAUAUAAGUUUAGUUCAAGAUGAAUUUUGGUGGCGGAGGAAUGAAGCGUCCAUUGGAAGGGGCAGACUCUGGUGGAUCAAUGAAGAAAAAUCCCUUAGAGGUGAUGCAGACAGUCAUCAAGAAUUCACAAAGAGACUUGCAACAGAAAACUUCAGAUGGACUACCUCGAGAUCCUGAGGCUUUGAAACAGAUCUUCACACGACAACAGAUGCUACUUGAACUGCAGACUGAGAUGAUGACCGAGAUGGCCAAAGGGAACUCUGAAGUCAAACCACUAAUGUCAGAGCAGGUUGUGGCUUAUCCCAAAAAAGCACCCAAGACAGAGAAUGACGAUUUUUAUUAUGGGUUCAACAUGGGCGCCGGCCCUCCUCCAGGACCACCAGGUCCUUCUGGUAGGGGUGGCAGAAGAUUCAAUGAAGAUAGACAUGAACCCAUGGGUAUGGGUAGAAGAGGAGGUCCCCCUGAUGGAAGGAGGGGUCCGAGGUUUGGACCAGAUGAUGAUGAUGAUGACUAUUGGGGUCCCACAGGAAUGGGUAUGGGAGGCCCACCCAUGAGAGGUAUGGGAGGUCCUCGUGGACGAUUUGGUCCUCCUGGACCAGGACCAAUGGGACCUGGUCCUAGAGGGUUUGUGCCCCCUUUUGGACCACCCAGAGGUCAGAAUUUCCGUGGACAAAAUCACCGAGGGGUUCCAGACAGAAGAAAGAAUAUUCCAAAAGAUCACAAGGGUAGAGGUCUUCCACCAACACCUGAAGAUUCCUGGGAUUAUCAUGCAGUUCCAGGGAACCCACUCAACAGACCAUACAAUGGUCUCCCAUGUGAGGACCGACUCACAGUCCUGAAGCGGGAGAUCUUCAAAUAUGACAACUUUCCACAACCUCUGAGGUUGAUCGAAACGGCUCGUCAUAAUUACCCAGAUGCCCAUCUUAGGACAAACUAUGUUGAUGAACCUGUGGAAGGUUCUGAGGAUUUCAUUGGUUACCUGGACAUUAAUGGAGUUCUGAUCGCUGUGGAAAGAGGGGUAAACAAGAUCGACGCUAAAGUCAACUGCUAUGCUGAAGCGUUGUACCUCCUGUCGUGCAAACCCACCAGUUACAUCUAUUCAAAUUGCGCUAGAAUCCACGACGUAUAUGGACAUCCAUCAGAGAAGAUUCAGAAGCGCCACAGUUUUGUCCGAGAUCGCUUGAGCUGGAUGCUUGAUGCUCUUCAUGAAGGUGUCUGUUCUAUACCGCGAUCGGCACCCAACAGAGACUUCGAAGAGAUCAUCUACACCAUGAAUUUAUCAGUCACCCAUGUCAUUAAAGAAGGAUCUUCUUCUAAAGGUUACAAGUCCGAUCUCUAUGUUGAUGAUUUGUAUAUCUCAUCAGGAGAAGGUAUCGAUAAAUUUGAAGCCACUAAAGAUGCUUAUGCCGAAGCUAGAUCAAUCCUCUUUAAGGACAUCAAUCCUCAGAUGUUGGAUCGGGAGAACAGACUGACCAACAUCGAUUUCUUUGAUCCAAGCAUCUUGGACAUCAAACACUCAGAAUUCAAGCAUCGUAUCUUCACCAAUAUUGAAACUUUGUCUCGAAAGGGAGCUUACACUCCAGAACUGUUGAACCGAAAGGACAGGAUUAUUGCCAUUGUUCCUGUUGAUGAGAAAUCAGACUGGAAGUGUUUGGAUGAAACUGCUGCUGCCAAUGAUUUACUGAUGGAAUAUAUCGAGAAUAAUUCUGGUACAAGUGCAAGAUGUACAGUAUUUCUACAAGGGUUGUGUUAUGCUGAUUCGUACAGCAGUAAAGAGGAGUCAGCUAGAUCUGUGGCUAUGGGAAGAGCUAAAUUUAUUCUCUUGAAGAGAUGUACCACUGUCAUUGAGAGGAAAAAUGUCGACUUCAACAACGUGGCUUUAACAUUUGAACAGAUAGUGGAGAAGGCAGGAGAGCUGUGCAUGUCCCAACCUAAACUUCUGGACGGCAAGACACCACCGACAUAUCAACCAUCGUCUGAUAAAGAUCCACAACCAAACGACUUAUCACCUUGGGUGGACGAAUUUCUUCGAGAUCUAAUCUUAAAUUAUGGACAGACAGAUGGACUGGACGAUUUGAUCAUCAGUCAUCUCCCUUCGUUCCAUUCCAAAGUCUUGAAUGACCGGGCUGUCGAAUUGAACGUAGCUGUAGAUAUCGAACGCCACAAGAACGUCGCUUAUACUAUCGUCAUGAAGUCCAUCACUAAGCGCCUCUCCUCCGAUGAAUUCAUCGAGUAUUUGAAGUCACAUGACAGUGAGUCAGGUCGAUUUAAGUUGACCUUUAAGGAAAUGAAUGAACCCAGUGCUCUGACCCCCUUGAAACCAUCAGAUAAGGAAAAAUAAGACUGAAAUGUUAAUAAGAAAACUAAAGUCAGACCCAGUGUAAAUUUCAAAUAAUUUGAAACAUUUUAAACUAAGAAUUGGAUCUUGCAUGAUCAAUUUUAUGUUUUAUGUGUUUUUGAAGAUGGGUUCAUUGCAUUGUUCUUGGCAGAAUCAUGCUUGUCUUUGGCGGUCUUAUCAUUGUUUGGCUGUUAAAAGACACUAAGUUAUCCCCCUUAUGGAAAACAGAAGAUCAUAAAGCCCAAAGAUCAUAGGAAUCCCUUUUAAAUUAACUAAUUAUAAAUGACUUACUAUUGUAUGUUUUUUGUGCUAAUUGAUUGGAAUUAUGAACAUUAUGAACCUGCUUUUGUAAAUAACAUACGUAAAAUUUUGCAGAGUGUUUUAAGUGUUCUGCUAUCGCUAGGGACUAAACAUCCGAUGGCUGAGGAAGCUAGGGAAUCAGGUUCAAGUUUCAUUGAAACCUCAAUGCCUCGACAGACGUUCAUGUUUACAUUAACAUAAUGUGACACCAAUUGCGUAUGAUUGAGUACCGAUCGCUGUCCAUUUGUUGUUAUGGUUUGUUCGAUGGACUGCUCUGAACAUACUCUUGAAUCUAGUGUGCUCUAAUUUAGUUCCCUGAACAAACACGCUUGAAUUGAAUGUUUUGAACAGUCUCUAUUGAAUCUGACGUUUUCUAGUAGUGUCCUGAUCAGACUCUGAAAUCGAGUGUGUUCGGUUAGUGUUCUAUUACAGUGCUCUUAACCAAUUCGUGUAAUCGAUGCGUUCUAUUUAUCUACAUGGAACUUAACAUUCAACUUUGUGUAAAGAGGCCUAUAUUGUAUCAGUUGUGAAAAUAAUCAUGAUGAUGUAUGUUGUAAAACGUAAGUAACAAAAGUAAAAUGUUCAUGUUAUAUAU